AUGCUGUCUUCCUGGAGAGGAGGCCCAGGAGCUCGGCUUUUGCUUCUCUCGCUUCUGCUCCUCGCAGCAUGGGAGGCGGGGAGCGGCCAGGUCCACUACUCGGUUCCGGAGGAGGCCAAACACGGCACCUUCGUGGGCCGCAUCGCCCAGGACCUGGGGCUGGAGCUGGAGGAGCUGGUGCCGCGCCUGUUCCGGGUGGCGUCCAAAGGCCGCGGGGACCUUCUGGAGGUAAAUCUGCAGAAUGGCAUUUUGUUUGUGAAUUCUCGGAUCGACCGGGAGGAGCUGUGCGGGCAGAGCGCGGAGUGCAGCAUCCACCUGGAGGUUAUCGUGGAUAGGCCGCUGCAGGUGUUUCAUGUGGAGGUGGAAGUUACAGAUAUUAACGACAACCCGCCUGUGUUCCCUGAAAGUGAAAAAAGAAUAAUCAUUGCUGAAUCUAGACCUCCGGAAACUCGGUUCCCACUAGAUGGCGCAUCUGAUGCAGAUAUUGGAGUAAACUCCGCCUUGACCUACCGAGUCUAUCCCAACGAUUAUUUCACUUUGGACACACAAAACAACCGUGAACAAACGUCUUCGUUAUCACUUGUGUUAAGGAAAUCAUUGGACAGAGAGGAAAUUCAGGAACAUAGUUUAUUAUUGACAGCUAGUGAUGGAGGCAAACCCGAGCUGACCGGCACAGUUCAGCUGCGGAUUACAAUCCUGGAUGUGAAUGAUAACGCCCCAGAAUUUGACCACUUAAUUUAUAAAGUGAGAAUGUUAGAGAAUGCAGUUAAUGGAACAUUAGUGAUCAAACUAAAUGCCACAGACUCUGAUGAUGGUACAAAUGCAGACAUAAUCUACUCAUUUAGAAGACCUGUAUCGCCUACAGUAUUAUAUGCGUUUUCCAUAAAUCCCAGCAGCGGAGAAAUUCGGACAAAAGGUAAAUUGGAUUUCGAAGAAAAGAAAUUGUAUGAAAUAUCCGUGGAAGCAAUUGACAAGGGGAAUAUUCCAAUGGCGGGUCAUUGUACCAUUUUGGUGGAAAUAGUAGAUAUAAAUGAUAACGCCCCAGAAGUUACCGUCACUUCUUUGGCUCUUCCGGUGCGAGAGGACGCUCAGGUGGGCACUGUCAUCGCCUUGGUCAGCGUGUCCGACCGCGACUCCGGCGCCAACGGGCAGGUGACCUGCUCCCUGAUGCCCCACAGCCCCUUCAAGCUGGUGUCCACCUUCAAGAAUUACUAUUCACUAGUGCUUGACAGCGCGUUGGACCGCGAGAGCGUGGCGAACUAUGAGGUGGUAGUGACAGUGCGGGACGCGGGCUCGCCUUCCCUGUCGGUAACAGCCACCGUGUCCGUGGAGGUGGCCGACGUGAACGACAACGCGCCCGCGUUCGCGCACCCCGAGUACACGGUGUUGGUGAAGGAGAACAACCCGCCCGGCUGCCACAUCUUCACGGUGUCCGCUCGGGACGCGGACGCUCAGGAGAAUGCGCUGGUGUCCUACUCGCUGGUGGAGCGGCGGGUGGGCGAGCGAGCGUUGUCGAGCUACGUGUCAGUGCACGCGGAGAGCGGCAAGGUGUACGCGCUGCAGCCGCUGGACCACGAGGAGCUGGAGCUGCUGCAGUUCCAGGUGAGCGCGCGCGACGCGGGCGUGCCGCCUCUGGGCAGCAACGUGACGCUGCAGGUGUUCGUGCUGGACGAGAAUGACAACGCGCCCGCGCUGCUGCUGCCCGGGCCGGGCGGCGGGGCGGGCGCACUGAGCCAGCUGGUGGCGCGGUCGGUGGGCGCGGGCCACGUGGUGGCGAAGGUGCGCGCGGUGGACGCGGACUCGGGCUACAACGCGUGGCUGUCGUACGAGCUGCAGCCGGCGGCGGGUGGCGCGCGCAGCCCGUUCCGCGUGGGGCUGUACACGGGCGAGAUCAGCACGACGCGCGCCCUGGACGAGGCGGAAGCGCCACGCCAGCGCCUGCUGGUGCUGGUGAAGGACCACGGCGAGCCGGCGCUGACGGCCACGGCCACCGUGCUGCUGUCGCUGGAGGACAGAGGCCAGGCGCCCAAGGCCUCUAUGCGGGCGUCGACCGGCGCCGCUGGAGCGGAGACGGCGUUAGUGGAUGUGAACGUGUACCUGAUCAUCGCCAUCUGCGCGGUGUCCAGCCUGUUGGUGCUCACGCUGCUGCUGUACACGGCGCUGCGGUGCUCGGCGCCGCCCAGCGAGGGCGCGUGCGGGCCCGGGAAGCCCACGCUUGUGUACUCCAGCGCGGUGGGGAGCUGGUCUUACUCGCAGCAGAGGCGGCAGAGGUGUGCUCUGGGGAGGGGCCGCCCAAGGCCGACCUCAUGGCCUUCAGCCCCAGCCUUCCUCCUUGUCUGA
This is a messenger RNA of Lagenorhynchus albirostris (white-beaked dolphin), 2340 nucleotides long. RefSeq names its product protocadherin alpha-13-like. Gene Ontology annotation, molecular function: calcium ion binding. Gene Ontology annotation, cellular component: plasma membrane. Gene Ontology annotation, biological process: homophilic cell-cell adhesion. The record is from RefSeq and is a predicted model, not a curated record. Lineage: Eukaryota; Metazoa; Chordata; Mammalia; Artiodactyla; Delphinidae.